Chlamydomonas reinhardtii is the source of this 2877-nucleotide messenger RNA. RefSeq lists its product as uncharacterized. The transcript has 18 exons. The coding region runs from base 388 to 2508 and encodes 706 amino acids. Lineage: Eukaryota; Viridiplantae; Chlorophyta; Chlorophyceae; Chlamydomonadales; Chlamydomonadaceae. The record is from RefSeq and is a predicted model, not a curated record.
CGAAACUCCAGUGCGUCUUGACUUGCUCCAUUCGGGACAUGCCGCAGCAGCGAGCGACAGCAGCGGUCUGCUGACGCCCCGCGCACGCGAUCUGGAAGUGUUUAAACGAUAGGUGGGACCACAUAUGUGAUUGAGAUAUACUCCUUUGGGAGAAAAGAAUCCAGUAAAGGCGCUCAGUUUGUGCACUGGUGAAGGCCCGCGCCCUCCGCAUCCCUGCGGUGUACCUUUGCCCGCAGCGGGGUCCAAUAGUGUGCUCAUGUGUACCUUCUAACAUAUAGAUUUGCUGCAUAUUGUACUCUCGCAUUGCAGCGAGUGCUGGUGUGACACCCAGCUGCUGCGCGUGCAAGACGACGCGUUACCUGAGUUAAUAUGACGCCCCAGAAAGCCAUGUGGCUAGUAGGCUCUUUUAUUGCUGUUUGCGCAGCCAUCAUGACACUGCAAGGCAGAGUUAUCAACGCACAGGGUGACAACAACCUUGUGCCUGUGACGGUCAUCGUCAAGGGCCAGGUCGUGGCAUUCACCUCCCACAAGAGCCCGCAGCGCACGCCACCGCCGCCGCCGCCUCGCCGCGCCUCGCCGCCGCCGCGCCGCCGCGCGCCGCCGCCCGCCCACCGCGCCUUCCGCGGCCUCGCCAGCCUAUCUGCUGAGGACGCCACCACCACCAACAAUGACCCGCUGCCUCCGGGCGUGCUGCCGCCCUCUAAGAAGCAGAUCCGGCUGGAGGACGCCGGGAACGCCACCUUCCGCGCCUACGCCAAAGUGGACCUGGGGGAACAGGCCCAGCUGCUGCGCACUGGUGACAACGUGGAGGCCCCCCUCACAUUCCAGCUGGACCCCGCAGUGGCCGAGGAGCUGGGCCUGACUGACUCGGGCUCUGGCGGCAGCGGCCGCCGGCGCCUCAGUGAGGCGCAGCACGCCCUGCGCCGCGCCAUUCUGCAAGUCAACAACACCCGCCGCAGCCUGCAGGAGCUGCACGACCUUGGUGUGCUGGCCCGGCUCAAGGGUGGGCGAGGCGCCAGGGUGCCCAGUGCCGUGGCGGCGGGCAGGGCCGAGGUGAAGUCCAGCGGGGGAGCCAAGGACCUCAUGUUCACUGGCAAGCCGCUCAACGUCUCCUCCCUCACCUUCCUGCUCACCGCGCCCCAGUGCGGUCUGGUGCCCUCACUCAGCCUGGACACAAUCCGCGGCGUGUGGGUGCCCGCCGCCGCCAACGCCACCUACGGCCUGGCCUCCUCCACGCUGCAGUACAUGCACAAGACCUGCUCAUACGACAAGCUGCGCGUGUACGACAACGCCGACAACCAGGUGAUCGGCCCCAUCGACGUGGGCGCCUGCAGCGGUACGACGCAGUACGGCGACGCCUUCGACUUCGCCGCCAGCUGCUCCGAUCCCGAGCUGGACGCCAUGUACGACGCCGUGAUGCGCUGGGUGCAGGCGAACCGGCCGGAGUGGAUCGCCUCCGGCUACUUUGACACCUUCAUGAUGAUGCCGCUGCCCAGCUGCGGCAGCGUGUUCGGGUACGGCGCCGUGGGCUGCCCCGGCGACGGCUCCCCCUGUCGCACCUGGCUCUUCCCCAACAAGGGAGAGACCAAGCUGGACGCGAGCACCAUCUUCCACGAGAUGGGUCACAACCAGGGCGUCACCCACUCCGCGGGCCAGUUCAAGUACGGCCCCCGCCUCAUCACGGACGAGUACGCCGACCCCGUGGACCCCAUGGGCAGUGCGGGGCCCAUGACCUGCUACUCGGCGCCCAACUCCUUCAAGGCGGGCUGGUCCGCCCCCAUCGACGACAUGGGCGCCAAGGGUGUGGCCAUGGCCGACCUGGCGGACGGCUGGAACGACUACUACGUCCCCGCCGCAGCCGUCAGCGACAAGAACCUUCUGCGGAUCAUCCUAGAGCAGACCGGUAUCUCCGAGGAGGCCGCGGCUGCGGGCCAGGAGCGCGCCCUGUUUGUGAGCUACCGCGUGGCUCAGCCCGCCCCCGGCUUCGACUCGGGCAUCGCCACACGCGACGGAGGCCAGUGGAACAAGCGCGUCUGGGUGCACGAGUUCAACGACACGGCCACGGGCGAGACCGCCACAGUGGACUACAGCCUCAUGAAGGCCAUGCUGGACGUGCCGCUGCCGCCCCUCACCAGCGACAAGGCGGUGCAGGCCCCGCUGCCGCCCGGGCCCCGAGUCCCUUCCGCCACCUGGGCUGCUCAGGGCACAAACUGGACCUACGUCUCCACCUCCUUUGAGGAGCUCGGCAACCUGCGCAUCCGGGUCUACUCCAAGAACGACACGGUGGCAUACGUGGGGCUGUGCCGCUUCAAGACAAACACCGAGGGCGAGCCUGGCGCUGACUCCUGCUACGACACCAUUGACAACGACUGUGACGGCCUUGCGGACGACGAAGACCCCGACUGCAACCCGCCCGAGGUGUCGCCGCCGCCCCCGCCCCGGAAAAAGCCGCCGCCGCCUGCUGUCAAGAAGCCGAGCGGCAGCAGCAAGGGCCGCCGCCUGGCUUAACAAUAUAUAUAGAUGAGCAGCAGUGGGGAUGCGUGUACAUACUUGGCACGUGCGGCGUGGGGCGCGCUUGGCAAUAGUCCUCGCAACUACCAAGCAACACUUUGACUGACACACGGGGAUCACAACCGGGCUUCCGCGCAACUGCCACCGAACAGGGGCGGCGGCACCUGGCGUGGCGGUUGGCGCGCAGCGCGAUUGUUAGUUGGUAGUUGUGCGGGGGCGCGUGUGGCAAUGAAUGAAGCUGCAGUGGAGUACGGCGGAGCUCCGCGGGGGCUGGCGGUUGGCGCGGCACACGACUGGGAGUGCAUAGUUGUGACGAGCGCACCGUGUGGGAAGCUGCGUGUGAGCUGCGUGUAAACUCAGAAGGGU